Symbiodinium sp. CCMP2592 is the source of this 849-nucleotide messenger RNA. The record is from the annotation of a GenBank genome assembly. Lineage: Eukaryota; Dinophyceae; Suessiales; Symbiodiniaceae.
AUGGUGCUGCCGGUUGUUGCUUGGGAGCCCAUGGCAUUGUGCUGCUUAGUGUGCUUUCCAACAAGAUUCGCUUCACUGGAGUUGUUGCUUUGGUGCUGGUUUGUCCCUGCCUACUUCUGCAUGCACGGACUCCGAUAUGCGAUGAGAACGAAGCGCGAGCUCAUCACGGAGAUGUCCGGUUUCACGCUGGAUGCUGUGGAGUGCCGGGAGGACUUUGACCGACAGUAUAUCCACGGCGCUAUUGAGCACUGGUAUGGGAGCCACGGAGCCUUCGAAGCCUUUGUGCGGGGCCCUCUUCGAGCGGAACUUCUGGCGACCCAGGCGGAUACCCAGCUGCCAAUCGCCUACGAACUCAUCGUCAUCUUUCCUUUCGUUGCGCUGGGCAUGGACGUGUUCGUCGGGAUCAUUCAAUCACCCUUGCCCUUGGAGUUCGCUGUCUCCUACUUCUUCGGGUCGGUACUGGGCGUGCUGCUGUCCUGGAGCCUAGUAACGGCGUGCUGUGCGUUGCACCUGGGUCGCUUCUUCUCUGGUGGGUCCUGCACGUCUCGGCUGGCGGAUCAUGGGCAGUCGCUCUUGGCUUUCUGCGCGCUCCUUCUCCAAAUCUCCAGCGGGCUUUACCUGGGUCGCGAGUCCUACCAGCAGAGCUUGGGACACAGUCUAGCGUUUUUCUUCGCAUCCUUGGUGGUUUGCUGGCUGGUACAUGACGGGUGGAAAAAGAUGGCUCAGCUUUGCCACCGAAGUACAGGGGCUAGGAGAGAUCAGGCCGACGAGGACCCAGCGGGCGCUGAGAACGAGGAGACGGCUCGGAGUCGCAGUGCUCCGGAGAAAGAGGAGACGUGGACCGUUUAG